Oryzias latipes (Japanese medaka) is the source of this 1474-nucleotide messenger RNA. RefSeq names its product ring finger protein 170 (gene rnf170). NCBI's taxonomy places the organism in Eukaryota, Metazoa, Chordata, Actinopteri, Beloniformes, Adrianichthyidae. The record is from RefSeq and is a predicted model, not a curated record. Gene Ontology annotation, molecular function: ubiquitin protein ligase activity.
ACAAACGAAACCACCAAAAUUGAGUAAGAAGUAGAAAGUGACUGCAUCAACAUGCGAUGAUCAGGUGAAAUUUGGAAACGUAUGCAAGCCUUCCUGCUCACCAAGUUUGUUGAUUGCGUCCUUCAUCAGGCGCUUAAAUUAAUAGUAUGUUUCGAGGAAGUGAAUGGAGUUAACAGGCCAAGUUUGUGUACAGACAUUACCGCGUGACGGUGGACUUCUUAGCAGGUACUACUACUACUACUAACUAUGAGUCAUAGGAUAUGAGUUUAGGGAAUGGGGGAUAGUCAAUGUGGAGAGCUGGACUACCUGAUCCAGGAUGAGGACACCAUCAUCGAAGGUGUCAGCAACCAGGUCCUGUUUGUUGUAGUUCUCAGUUUGACCUUCCUGGCGGGCCUCCUCACUCUUCUCUGCAGGCAAGAUGAGCAGAAUAUCCACCCUGAGAACCAGGAGCAUGUCCGAGCGGUCCGACAGCAGCUUCAAACUGAACAGGAUGAAAACCCUCAGGCAGAGGCCAGGCAGCAGUUCUACACAGACAUGUCUUGCCCCGUCUGUUUGCAGCAGGCGGUUCUGCCCGUGGAAACAAACUGUGGACACCUUUUCUGUGGCUCCUGCAUCAUGGCUUACUGGAGAUAUGGCACCUGGCUUGGUGCCAUCCACUGCCCAAUCUGCAGACAAAUUGUAACCCUGCUCUUCCCCCUUUUCCAUGAGCACGCUGCUCCUCAGAGGGUUCAGGAUGGAGAGGCACAACCUCAGCUUAUAUUGAGAGACAUCAAUGAUUAUAACCGAAGGUUCUCUGGCCAGCCCAGAUCUUUGAUGGACAGGCUGCGCGACGUUCCCACCCUGCUUCGUCACGCCUUCAGGGAGAUGUUUUCAGUGGGCGGGCUCUUCUGGAUGUUCAGAAUUCGGAUUCUCCUCUGUCUUGUCGGUGCUCUUACCUACCUGGCCUCACCGCUCGACAUCCUCCCCGAAGCGCUCUUCGGCCUUCUGGGUUUCAUGGACGACUUCUUUGUAAUCCUCCUUCUGUUUGUGUACAUCUCAAUCAUGUACAGAGAGGUGGUCACUCAAAGACUGAACGGAUAGGAGACCACAUGAUGAGAAAAAAAACAAAACAACCUCUGCAUCAUAGAGGAGAGCAAACAAAUCACAGCGUGCAAAACGAAUUUUAAUGGGAUUUUUUUCCAUCUGAUGGCUUUAUUUUGAUGUCUAAAUAUUAUGUAAAUACAAUUUAAAGUAAUUCAGGUUUAAUAAUUCUGUCUAUAAAGUUCAUAAAAGGAAUUCAAGAUGAAUUGUUUACAGUCCACCCAUAAUGGACAUUGCUGCAGCAGGAGAAUCAUAGACACUGAUGGAACAUUUUUGACAGCACUGAAUUGAUGAAAGUGUCUCCAAUAAAAGGAUUUAAAGCUGAAAGUGUGCAUGUGGAAAUCCCAGUGUCAGUCAUGUUUAUUUGAAAGAAUAAAAAAGCUAAAAAAAAAUU